AUGAAGUUCGGCGGGUCGUCGGUGGCCUCGGCCGAGAGGAUGCGGGAGGUGGCAGACCUCAUCCUCAGCUUCCCCGAGGAGCGCUCGGUCGUCGUGCUGUCAGCGAUGGGGAAGACCACCAACAAACUCCUCAUGGCUGGGGAAAAAGCAGUGGGCUGUGGCACGACCAACGUCUCGGAGUUCGACGAGCUCUCCUUUGUUAAGGAAUUGCAUCUUGGCUAUGGUUCUGUGACGCUUGAUCAGCUUGGGCUAGAUAGGUCAAUUAUUUAUGGUUUGUUGGAUGAACUCGAACAACUUCUCAAGGGAAUUGCUAUGAUGAAAGAGCUGACUCUUAGAACACGAGAUUAUCUAGUUUCAUUUGGUGAAUGCAUGUCUACAAGAAUAUUUACUGCACUUUUAAACAAAAUCAGGGUAAAAGCUCGGCAGUAUGAUGCAUUUGAUCUUGGCUUUAUAACUACCGAUGAUUUCACAAAUGCGGAUAUUCUGGAAGCAACAUAUCCUGCUGUUGCGAAGAGGCUACAUGGGGACUGGAUUAACGAUCCUGCUAUUCCUAUAGUCACUGGCUUUCUUGGAAAGGGAUGGAGAUCUGGUGCAAUAACCACCUUGGGCAGGGGUGGUAGCGACUUGACAGCUACAACCAUUGGCAAAGCCUUGGGAUUAAGAGAAAUCCAGGUUUGGAAAGAUGUUGAUGGUGUUUUAACAUGUGACCCAAAUAUCCAUCCUAAGGCAAAACCUGUGCCAUACUUGACAUUUGAUGAGGCAGCCGAACUUGCCUAUUUUGGAGCGCAGACUGUUUUGACUAGCAUUGUUUUGAAAUCAAAUAUUACAAUGUUUGAUAUAGUGAGCACACGCAUGCUUGGCCAGUACGGUUUUCUAGCUAAGGUUUUUUCAAUAUUUGAAGACUUGGGCAUCUCUGUUGAUUGUGUGGCUACCAGUGAAGUCAGCAUAUCCUUGACACUGGAUCCAUCGAAACUAUGGAGUUGUGAAUUGGUUCAGCUAAAAAAUGAACUUGAUGAUGUCAUUGAAGAGCUUCAAAAGAUAGCAGUUGUUCAUCUACUGCAGAACAGGUCAAUAAUAUCUUUAAUUGGAAAUGUGCAGAGGUCAUUUUUGAUUCUUGAAAAGGCUUUCAAUGUUCUAAGAAGAAAUGGUGUCAAUGUCCAGAUGAUAUCGCAAGGGGCGUCCAAGGUGAACAUUUCCUUGGUGGUCCAUGACAGUGAGGCAAAGCAGUGUGUUCAAGCCCUCCACUCUGCGUUCUUUGAGAAUGGCUUCUUGUUGGAAGCUGACGAGUUGGAAGUUCUGCACGAUGGCUUUACAUCGCAUCCCAAUGGCACAAUCCACAGCCCUUAG
Molecule: messenger RNA, 1347 nt
Organism: Miscanthus lutarioriparius
Lineage: Eukaryota; Viridiplantae; Streptophyta; Magnoliopsida; Poales; Poaceae
Source: the annotation of a GenBank genome assembly